AGAACCAGAACCAGAACCAGGACCAGGACCAGAACCAGAACCAGGAGCUGCGGUUCUGAGCGGCUCCAGGAUGAACAUCCAGUUCGAAGAAGCGACCCUGAGCAGCAGCUACAGCCUGCUGGGCUCCGGCUUCGGUUCGGAGGAACUGGACCAGGACCUGGACCCGGAGGACAGCAGCCCGUCCAGCAGCAGACCCAGAAUCCUGCUGAUGGGUCUGAGGAGGAGCGGGAAGUCCUCCAUCCAGAAGGUGGUCUUCCACAAAAUGUCUCCUAAUGAGACCCUGUUCCUGGAGAGCACCAACAAGAUCUACAAGGACGACAUCUCCAGCAGCUCCUUCGUUAACUUCCAGAUCUGGGAUUUCCCGGGCCAGGUGGACUUCUUCGACCCGACCUUUGACAGCGAGAUGAUCUUCAAAGGAACCGGAGCUCUGAUCUUCGUCAUUGACGCUCAGGACGACUACAUGGAGGCUCUGGGCCGGCUGCACCUCACCGUCUCCAGGGCCUACAAGGUCAACCCUCACAUCAACUUCGAGGUCUUCAUCCAUAAGGUGGACGGUCUGUCCGACGAACACAAGAUCGAGACGCAGAGAGACGUCCACCAGCGGGCCAACGACGACCUGGCCGACGCCGGCCUGGAGAAGCUGCACCUCAGCUUCUACCUGACCAGCAUCUAUGAUCACUCCAUCUUCGAGGCCUUCAGCAAAGUGGUGCAGAAGCUCAUCCCCCAGCUGCCCGUGUUGGAGAACCUCCUGAACAUCUUCAUAUCGCACUCGGGGAUCGAGAAGGCCUUCCUGUUCGACGUGGUCAGUAAGAUCUACAUCGCCACCGACAGCUCUCCGGUGGACAUGCAGUCCUACGAGCUCUGCUGCGACAUGAUCGACGUGGUCGUCGACGUCUCCUGCAUCUACGGGCUGAUGGAGGACGGCGGCGGCUGCGCCUACGACAGCGAGUCUUUGGCCAUCAUCAAGCUGAACAACACCACGGUUCUCUACCUGAAGGAGGUCACCAGGUUCCUGGCUCUGGUCUGCAUCCUCAGGGAGGAGAGCUUCGACAGGAAAGGGCUGAUAGAUUACAACUUCCACUGUUUCCGGAAGGCGAUCCAUGAGGUGUUCGAGGUGGGAAGUCUGUUUGAAGGCUCCGUCUGGAGACCAACCAGUUCUUCCGGCAUCAAGCAGAAGGAGCUGCUGAACGGAUUUUAACGCUCCUGCAGACGCCGGAUCUGUAGAACGUUCCCAGGAAGGAGAAACGUCCAAAGACUCGGAUGAGGCGACUAGAACUUGGAGGUGAAACCUUCCAGGAAGUUGUCCUGAUGCUGGUUCUUAGCAGGUUCCUCUGGAGCUCAGAGGGAGGAACCGAACCAGAACUUGACUCUGAUGUUUUAUCUGCUUUUAGCCAAAUGAUCCGUUUCUAGACGUUGAUGUUCUGAUUUUCUUAUGGAGUGAAUUUUUAAAUAAAGAGGUUCUCCUCUGU
Cyprinodon tularosa is the source of this 1469-nucleotide messenger RNA. RefSeq names its product ras-related GTP-binding protein C-like. Gene Ontology annotation, cellular component: Gtr1-Gtr2 GTPase complex; nucleus; lysosome. Gene Ontology annotation, biological process: cellular response to starvation; positive regulation of TOR signaling; cellular response to amino acid stimulus. Lineage: Eukaryota; Metazoa; Chordata; Actinopteri; Cyprinodontiformes; Cyprinodontidae. The transcript is spliced from 8 exons. Gene Ontology annotation, molecular function: GTPase activity; GTP binding. Bases 71 to 1198 code for a protein of 375 amino acids. The record is from RefSeq and is a predicted model, not a curated record.